GAGCCCGCGCCAACACUGCCCUCCAUGGAAGGGGGACGGGAGCCGGGGAGCAGCCGCUGGCCCCAGGGCGGAAGAUGCAGGGCCGAAGCCCCCAGCUGAGCAUGGAGCUGAACAGACUGCUCCUCCUCACAUCCUUCCUCCUGCACGUGAAGGAAGACCAUGCCAGCCCAACACGUCUGGUCUGUGACAACAGGCUCAUCCAGAAGUACAUCCUGGAGGCCAAAGACAUGGAGAAGAAAGUGGGCCAGUGCCAGGCCCUGCCUGUGCUCAGCUGCCCCGCGGUGCUGCCCUUGGUGGACUUCAGCCUCCAACAGUGGAAAUCCAAAUCGAACGAGACAAAGCGGCGGGAGAUCCUGUGUGACCUGGCCCUGCUGGUGGGUGCUGCCACAGGGGCCCUGGGCCAGGUGAGCGAGGAGUGCGGGGCCAGGCAGCUGAGCCAGCUUUACCGACACGCCAACUCCUUCUUCCUGCUCCUGCAGACCUUCAGCUGGGAGGCAGGACACUGGGAGCUGAGCUGCUCCCCACACUCCAUGGAGCAGACCCACAUCACCAGUGUCUUCCUCACCUACCGGCAGCUGGUGCAGGGCAAGCUGCGCUUCUUCUUCCACGACCUGGCCAAAGUCUUGUGCAAGCAAGGACAGGGGGGCAGCAGAGACCCUCCAUGCGGGGCCCGGUGAAGCUGCACACAGGGUUCACCCCAAUGUGACUUUGGAGCAAUCCUGCUGGACACUGAGCUGUGCUCUGGGUGCCCAGGAAGAUGCCCACAAGGAAAGGGUUGGCUCCUGUUCCUCAAGUCUUCAGAGACCAUGCAACCCACAAAGGCAAAGAGCAACACCCACGUGCUGGCGGGCACAGGCCCUGCUCCCACCUGGGCAGGCACCUCUACUGUGAAUGCUUUUCGAUUAAAGAG
Chiroxiphia lanceolata (lance-tailed manakin) is the source of this 910-nucleotide messenger RNA. It is a transcript of the gene THPO, whose product is annotated as thrombopoietin. NCBI's taxonomy places the organism in Eukaryota, Metazoa, Chordata, Aves, Passeriformes, Pipridae. Gene Ontology annotation, biological process: positive regulation of hematopoietic stem cell proliferation; cell population proliferation; thrombopoietin-mediated signaling pathway. Bases 75 to 677 code for a protein of 200 amino acids. Gene Ontology annotation, molecular function: cytokine activity; hormone activity. Gene Ontology annotation, cellular component: extracellular region. The record is from RefSeq and is a predicted model, not a curated record. The transcript is spliced from 5 exons.